Molecule: messenger RNA, 3780 nt
Organism: Vigna angularis (adzuki bean)
Lineage: Eukaryota; Viridiplantae; Streptophyta; Magnoliopsida; Fabales; Fabaceae
Product: pentatricopeptide repeat-containing protein At3g53360, mitochondrial
Exons: 7
Coding region: 778-3069 (763 amino acids)
Biological process (GO): RNA modification
Molecular function (GO): RNA binding; protein binding
Source: RefSeq, a predicted model, not a curated record
AGGUUCAGUUGGAGUGAGUUUGCAUUUUAAGGAAUCGGUAGCAGUGAUCAGUGUUUUUCUUUCACACCGGCAUCUGUUAUUACAAAAACUGACACCAUUGAAUCAAUAUCCUGAAUAAAGACGAGUAAAAUUAAAAAAUUAUGGCCAUUGUUACCAGACCAAGUGGCAAGUCCUAACAUUAGCAGAAGCUGGUGGUCCUGUAAUUCAAACUACCCUCCCAUAGCAUUUGGCAAGAUCUGAUUUCGCUCUUCACAAGAAGAAAAAGAGAAAGAGGGUUUGCUGCUGCAAGCAACUAUGAUCUUCAAGUUCUAAUCUUUUUCUUCUGAGAGAAACAGGGUCAGAAGAAACAACAUAUUUAAGAUGGGUCACCCUGUUUCAGUUCAGUGCAGUUAUUUUGCAUACCAACUGUUUGAAAAAUGGCCCCGACGAGCUACUAGGAAGAUAUUUUGACAAGACAAUCUCUCCACAUGGUUUGGUGAUGAAUUGGCUGACAUUUCAUGUCUGUUUGUCUGUCUGAUCAAACAAAGUUCGUAACAUUUUUUCCUACUGUCGUGGCUCUGGUGUUCUUGGAUUUGUGGAUUCCCUUUGGUGUCUAUUUUUAUAUCAUUGUUGUCGACAAUGAAAUUUCUGACAAGAGAACAUCAAACUCUGGUGGUUGAUGGCUUUUGACUCCUUAACUCACGUAGAUAGGGAUGGGUAAAUCAAGAUGGAGGCUUUAGCCCAGUAAGAUUCUCAACAAUAAGAACUUCACUUGCUUUUUCAAUAUCCCUUGUCCAUAUGAUCAUUCAAAGCCAAAUUCGAUGUGUAUACAAUUGUACAAGACCUAUUGUAUCAACACGAGUAGUCUCCAGUCUCAGUACAGAGUUAUCAACCAACAGUUACAUAAACUUGAUGUGCAAGAAACAGCAAUACAAAGAAGCACUUGAUGCAUUUGAUUUCAAUCUAGAGAAAUCAGGUAUCCAGCUAGAACCAAGCACGUACGCGAAUCUAAUACUGGCCUGUACCAACAUUAGAUCUCUAAAUUAUGGCAAGAAAAUACAUGAUCACAUUUCAAAAUCCAAGUGUCAGCCAGACCUUGUUCUCCAAAAUCAUAUUCUUAAUAUGUAUGGAAAAUGUGGUUCUUUGAAGGAUGCUAGAAAAGUUUUUAAUGCAAUGAAGCUGCGUAAUGUGGUCUCUUGGACUAUAAUGAUCUCCAGAUACAUGCAGAAUGAUGAAGAAAAUGAUGCCAUUAUCAUGUAUAUUCAAAUGCUGCGAUCAGGUUAUCUCCCAGACCAGUUUACAUUUGGAAGCAUUAUUAAGGCUUGCUGCAUUGUGGGAGAUAUAGACUUAGGCAGACAACUGCAUGGUCAUGUCAUUAAAUCCGGGUAUGAUCAUCACUUGAUAGCACAAAACGCUCUUAUCUCAAUGUAUACAAAGUUUGGACAAAUUGCACAUGCCUCAAGUGUGUUUGCCAUGAUUUCCACAAAAGAUUUAAUUUCCUGGGCUUCUAUGAUUACAGGGUAUACUCAACUUGGUAAUGACAUAGAAGCUUUAUAUCUUUUCAGAGAUAUGCUCAGGCAAUCUGUUUACCAACCAAAUGAGUAUAUAUUUGGCAGUGUAUUCAGUGCUUGUGGAAGCCUUCUAGAACCUGAAUUUGGAAGGCAAAUUCACGGAGUCUGCGCUAAAUUUGGUUUAGGGAGAAACAUUUUCGCCGGAUGCUCCCUCUGUGACAUGUAUGCAAAAUUUGGAUUCUUACCUUUGGCAGAAAGGGCAUUUUAUCAAAUUGAAAGCCCGGAUUUAGUGUCAUGGAAUGCAAUUAUUGCAGCAUUCUCUGACAGUGGUCAUGUUAAUGAAGCAGUAUCUUUUUUUCGCCAGAUGAUGCAUACAGGAUUCAUGCCAGAUGACAUUACUUUUCUCUCCUUACUCUGUCCUUGUGGGAGCUUUUUGACAUGUAACCAAGGCAUGCAAAUGCAUUCUUACAUUAUUAAAGUAGGUUUAGAUAAGGAAGCAGCUGUAUGCAACUCUUUGCUGACGAUGUACACAAAGUGUUCAAAUCUACAUAAUGCAUUCAAUGUUUUCACAUUUUUGGGUAGAAGAGCCAAUUUAGUUUCUUGGAAUUCAAUUCUAUCAGCAUGCUUGCAACACAAACAUGCAAGAGAGGCUUUUAGAUUAUUUAAGUUAAUGCUCUUUUCUGAAAAUAAGCCUGACAGUAUCACCAUAACUACCAUAUUAGGAACUUGUGCAGAAUUGUCAUCUCUAGAGGUUGGGAAUCAAGUCCAUUGCUUUACUAUUAAAAGUGGGCUAGUGGUUGAUGUUUCCGUCCGCAAUAGAUUGAUUGACAUGUAUGCAAAGUGUGGAUCACUUAAACAUGCUCGUGAUGUUUUUGAUUCAACCCAGAACCCAGAUAUUGUCUCGUGGAGUAGUUUAAUUGUUGGCUAUGCUCAGUUUGGACUUGGCCAUGAAGCUCUUAAUUUCUUUAGAAUGAUGAGGAAUCUUGGUGUUGAGCCUAAUGAGGUCACAUAUGUGGGGGUUCUCAGUGCCUGCAGUCACAUUGGAUUGGUGGAGGAAGGUUGGCACUUGUACAGAACCAUGGAAGUGGAACUAGGAAUUGCACCAACAAGAGAGCAUGUUUCUUGCAUGGUUGAUUUGCUCGCUCGUGCUGGAUGCUUGUAUGAAGCAGAGAAUUUUAUUAAGAAAACGGGAUUUGACCCUGACAUUAAUACAUGGAAAACUCUACUCGCUUCCUGUAAAACUCAUGGUAAUGUUGACAUUGCAGAACGAGUUGCAGAAAAUAUACUAAGACUCGAUGCUUGCAAUUCAGCUGCUCUAGUGCUACUUUCUAAUAUAAACGCUUCUGCCGGCAACUGGAAAGAAGUUGCGAGACUACGGCAUUUUAUGAAACAAAUGGGUGUACAGAAGGUUCCUGGUCAAAGUUGGAUAGAAUUUAAGGAUCAGAUCCACGUCUUCUUCUCAGAAGACAGUUCUCAUCCACAGAGCGGCAAAAUCUACAGUAUGCUGGAAGAUUUAUGGUUGCAGAUGCUGGAUCAUGGUUAUGUUCCUUGUGAGACGUUGGACAUUAACAUUUGUUAGGCAUUCACCAAUUGUUAUAAUCCUUCCAAAAUCUAUGGUGAUCUUUUACUAAUCCAAUGAGUCGAUGACACAUAAUUUUAAGAGUGAAAUCUGAUCAUUAUUCCCAUUUUAUAUUAUACUAAUAGUAAUUAACGGGGAACUGCUAAGCCGUCAAUCAUUACAGAAACCGCUAAAUCAUUCGUUUUCUUCCACUCGCCAUUGGCCAACAACUUGUCGUUUUUAUUUGCCGGCAUUCGUUUCAACCUAGCGAGAAAAUGCUGUUGAUAACUUCAGAGUUGUAAAAACAUGGGUUUUGGUUGCCACUGAUGUGGUUUCCCGGGGCAUAGAUUUGAAAGGAGUGAACUGUGUUAUGAUUUUGUCUGAUUCUGGCUCUGCAUAUGUCCACAGAAUUGGUAUGUGCAGGUCAUGGAGUGGAGAAGCGAUUACUUUUUAAAGAGAGGAAGGAAUUUCAUUCCUGUGAGUUGCAGAAUAAGAAGUGGAAGAAGCACCUCCAAUGGGAAGAUGACAUCUUUUUAAUCACCCUCCUAAAUCGAAGAAAAUUUUAAUUACGAUUUGUUUUACACCAUGAAAACAAAAUUCUGAAUUUUUUUUACAAUAUUAUUGUAUAUAAAUGUUCUUGACUCGAAUAUAGCAGUUUCACUUAAAAAAACAGAGGUAUAAAGGAAAUAUAUUAAUCAAUUUGUAGUAUAUUAAUUAUGAAGAAACUUCUUA